AUGCCUUCCACCUACAAAAAAGAAAAGCCAUGGGACACAGACGACAUCGACAAGUGGAAGAUCGACGAAUUCAAACCCGAAGACAAUGUCUCCGGAAACUUUGUCGAGGAGUCCUCGUUCAUGACCCUCUUCCCUAAAUACCGUGAAGUCUACCUAAAAGAAGCAUGGCCGACAAUCACCAAAGCCCUCGAGAAGAAAGGCGUCGCCUGUACCCUGGAUUUGGUCGAGGGAAGCAUGUCCGUCAAAACUACCCGAAAAACCUACGAUCCUGCCGCCAUCCUCAAAGCCCGCGACCUGAUCAAGCUGCUCGCCCGUAGCGUUCCAGUUGUACAAGCGAUGAAGAUUCUCGAAGACGACGUCGCAUGUGACAUUAUCAAAAUCCGCAACCAAGUGCGCAACAAGGAUCGCUUUGUGAAGCGUCGCCAGCGUAUCCUUGGACCUAACGGUUCAACCCUUAAGGCGUUGGAACUUCUUACAAGUACCUACAUUCUUGUUCAGGGUAACACUGUUUCUUGCAUGGGACCGUUCAAGGGAUUGAAGGAGGUGCGCAGAAUUAUCGACGACUGCAUGGCGAAUAUUCACCCGAUCUACCAUAUUAAGGAAUUGAUGAUUAAGCGGGAGUUGGCGAAGGAUCCGACAUUGGCGGAGGAGUCUUGGGAUCGGUUCUUGCCCAACUUCAAGAAGCGCACGCUUUCUAAGCGUCGUGUGCCACAUGUUGUUACCGAUAAGGCGAAGAAGGUAUAUACUCCUUUCCCGCCUGCACCGGAGAAGAGCAAGGUGGAUUUGCAGAUCGAGUCUGGAGAGUACUUUCUUUCCAAGGAGGCGAAAGAUCGUACACACAAGGAGGAGCUUAUGGAGCGCCAACGCGUGAAGCGGGAGGAGAAGAUGCGCGAGCGCGAGAAGGACUUCAUUGCGCCCGAGGAGUCUGUGCCUGGGGAUGUCGAUGGAGAGAAGAAGAAAAAGAAGGACAAGAAGGAAAAGAAGGAGAAGAAGGAGAAGAAAGAGAAGAAAGAGAAGAAGCACAAGCGCAAACGGGACUCCGAGGGCGAAGUCGACGUGGAAGAUUCUGCCGAUCGCAAAGAGAAGAAAAAGAAGAAGAGCAAGUCCAAGGAUACAAGCUCGGACGAAGAGUAA
Molecule: messenger RNA, 1134 nt
Organism: Penicillium angulare
Lineage: Eukaryota; Fungi; Ascomycota; Eurotiomycetes; Eurotiales; Aspergillaceae
Product: KRR1 small subunit processome component
Exons: 2
Coding region: 1-1134 (377 amino acids)
Cellular component (GO): small-subunit processome; nucleolus
Molecular function (GO): RNA binding
Source: RefSeq, a predicted model, not a curated record